AUGUGUCGUAUGCUGUUGCGAGCCAUUCCCGAGCGCUAUCUCACAAUCGAUCCCAAACUGAAGGAGCAGCCCAGCCUAUCCACACACUACGCACCCCCAGACAAAGCCAACGGCAAGGCACACACAUACAACACCUCCGCAUACCCUGGCAGUGCCACGUCGCCUCAGGCAGUCAACGCAAGCGAUCUCUCGCGGGAGGGCCUGAACAUACAGGAAAUGCAACGGGUGUUUCACGACCCCAUCGGCAACUCGCCUCACCAUGUCAAGUCACUGCCAUCGACACUGAGUCUGACACCACUACCGCCCAAUAAAAACAACUGGAAUGCCCCACAGUCACAGUCACAGGCACAGGCACAGGCACAGUCUCAGGCACAGGCACAGUCUCAGGCACAGUCUCAGUCAGCUGGGAUGGUACACACGCACAUAUUCACUAGCAAGCGUAUGACCAGCAGCCAUGCAGACAGCCACAAUAGCCACAGCAUCAACAACAGUAAUACUAACAGCAUCGCCAAUAGUACGAACGACGCCAGCGACAGCAACACCUCCAAAAGCAAGCCACACAUCCAACAGCUGCCACCAACACCCCCAGCACACCUGCACCUCAAGGCCCACACACCCCCCAGGACACCCUCCAUUCACUUCGGGGAGCACUCGAAGUCUAUGCGCACGUCGAACUCCAAAUUCAACACAAUCGGCAGCAAAACAAGAGGCCUCAAGGGGCUGUUUGGAAUGGGCAGCACAACUGCGCCCACACUAGAGUCACAGUCGCUGGACAUCUUUAAGGUGCCGCCUGCGCGUGAUGGGCCUAGUCCUGGCAGUGUGCGCAGCAUGGCCCUUCGGUCUACCUCCAGUGGCCUCAGCAGCCACGACGGCCGAGUGCUCAGAGGACGCAACAGCAUGGUUGGCAUGACAACCGCCCGGCACGAGAGCGACGCAGCAACCAAAUUCGACCCUCUGCGCCCACAGAAGAGUGUGGGGCACGACAGCCACGACAGUUACGGCAGACGCACGCGAUACGACAGCGACAGCUACAGCCGAAUAGACGAAGCACAGGACACCUUUGGCCGAUGCGCAAGCAGCGACAGCAAGAGCAGCGCCCGAGCCAUCCGAGCCAUCCGCAGCACCAGCCACACAGUGGUCAAGGUGACUACCGGUGACAGCAAGGGCAGCCACGACACCACCACACGCACGCUCAGCGACAGGGGCAGCAGCCUACGCAACAGCACACACACAGGCAAUGCCCAGCCACCACACACGCACAGACGACCACCCCUCAAGCCACGCGACCAACGGUCACACAGCGUGCAUGCAAGCAACCAACUGCAACGUCUGCAGAAACAGCCGCAGCACCACCAGCCAUGCAGCCACCACCUCAGGCGAAGCAUCAGCGUAGACAGGGGCGCACCACUGCCCACGGAUGGCUCAGGCAGCAUACGCAUCAACAGCCUAGGGGCACUAGAACAUCACUCACAGGCACAGGCACAGGCACAACCACAGACACAGACACAGACACAAAAAGGGUCGGGAGCUGAGACGGGGGCAGUGAAUAGCACUGACAGCCCACAGCACAGUGGCACUGCAGUGGGUGGACAGACCACGGACGACAACACACGAGACAUCACAGCCACCACAGACAGCCUCAACAUGCUACUACAGCCCUUCUCAGAGGCAGCCACAGGCGCAUACACACACACAGUGCACGUGCGCACCCCAUCUCCCAUCGACGCCACAGCCCCAGCCACACACGCACACGCACAGCCGGGUGCACAGGGCAGUACACAGGUAAGGCAUACCAUCAACACACACAGCACACACAGCCACAGCCUGCCAAGCCCCCGCAGUGCUGAGGCGAUCAGUCCCACUGAUUCAGAGAUCAUGGCAGUGGUCACAGAAGUCAACAGAGACACACGCAACAGAGCCAAGACACUCGCCUCAGGCGAUGCCAAGCACAUGGGCCACAACCAGACACUCAGCAGAACCACCACCUAUCCCCAGGUGUCGCCUUUGAGUACGUUGCCCAUGGCCUUGUACGAGAUACGUAUGAGCAUACCUGAAGAGCAUGAGUCAACUGACGACGCACACACCAUUCACAGUGCACACGAUAGUACCCACAGCGGCGCAACGGCGGAGCAUGGGCUGCCAGACAAUGCAGCAGAACGCCCGCCAUCACUCAAGGAGAUUAGGAGAACGAAUACAAACACCCUACGUGCACAGAUGGAUGUGAGUGGAGCUAACUCGCCCACAGAUAGUCUCAACACGCAAGAGUGUGAACACACCACACGCUGUGUACACACAGACCAACCGAGCGAUGGGCACGCGCACUCAUCGGUCGACUGUGCGUCUGAGGCCACCGCUGCCACACCCGGCUGUCAACUCGGGGCACAAAGCGCUCCAUCGCGUUUACACGUCCCAACGAUACGCACUCACACCAGCCCAUCUGCAACAACUGCUCAGACGACACUCUCGACAUCAGCAACUGCCCAGACACUACCCACCACACCAGUAACAACUGCCCAGGCACCACCCACCACAUCAGCAACAAAUGCCCAAGCAACAUCCAUCACAUCAGUAACAACUGCCCAGACACCACCCACCACAUCAGUAACAACUGCCCAGGCACCACCCACCACAUCAGUAACAACUGCCCAAGCAACACCCACCACAACAGCAACAACUGCCCAGGCACCACCCACCACAUCAGUAACAACUGCCCAAGCAACACCCACCACAUCUGUAACGACUGCCCAGGCACCACCCACCACAUUAACAACAACUGCCCAAGCAACAGCCACCACAUCUGUAACGACUGCCCAAGCAACACCUACCACAUCUGUAUCGACUGCCCAAGCAACACCCACCGCAUCUGUAACGACUGCCCAAGCAACACCCACCACAUCUGUAACGACUGCCCAGGCACCACCCACCACAUCUGUAACGACUGCCCAAGCAACUCCCACCGCAUCUGUAACGACUGCCCAAGCAACACCCAUCGCAUCAGAGGAUACGAGUGAAACCUCUAAACCCACGAGUCAGCAAACACAGACAUCGACGGAAGACACUCACACACUCUCAGGCACCUCCUUAGGCGCAGAUGUUGUGCCUCAGCCAGCAGCCGCUGCACAGCCGCUUCUACUGACGAAUCAGCGCAUGGAUUGUGCCAUUGCCAACACACACAGCAACGCACACGCACUCACAAGAAGCAUGACAGACACACACACCUCAACACACACACACACGCACACACUCCUGGAGGAGAACUCACGCCCCACCACGCAACGGCAAAGUCUGACUGACGAACUUUCGCACACGCAAAGUAUGAUAGAACCACGCAUCAUAGAAGCACAGCAGAAGACAGCCGAGCGCAAGGGAGGUCUCAGAUCACCACAGAGCCAACCAGUCAUCUCAUCGAAUGCACGCACACGCACACAAUCACUUCACCACCACAACGACGAUCACUCAGCCGAUCAUAUCCCUGAAAUCCUAGAAUUUGGACCUGACGGCCAAUCAGAUUCUGAUUUUAUCGAAUUAGAUAACGAGAGACUGAGCAUGACAGAUCUGGACCGUGUGCUGCACAAAGUGGACUCUGCCACUCGCGGAGACAUCGCCGACAGUCUCAUGCGCUUCUACCUGUCCGAGGGCUACCACGUCGAGUUCUUGAGUAAAAUUGGUGAUCUGGAGAUCAUGUACACGGCUAAGCCCACCACACUGUUCCGGGGGGCGUCACUGUUCACUAAGGCCAUGGACUACUUCAUGUACUUUGUGGGCAUGCCGUACAUCCACGUCACACUCAGCGCCGUCAUCAACACCAUUUGCGAGCCAGCAUUCCCGACUAUAGAUGUCAGCCAAACAGCAGAGCACUCUAAAGCAAGUUUGGAACGGUCGUACAAGCGCAUGGCGUUUCUCCUGCGGCAUAUCAUCGUGGCCAUCUCCUCGUCACUUCCCAAUCUGCCCAUUGAAUUUCGGCUCGUGUUUGCGCAUUUGAGGGAAUCCGCCGCUUCCAAAUUCGGGUUCACCGAAUUGAAUGACCUGACACGUCCUGUGAGCUCUACGCUGAUUCUGCGAUUCUUCUCAUUGGCCAUUGUGUCUCCGCACUUAUCGCAAUUCCAAUUGGUUGAGUCCACACCAUCGUCAAACGCCCUGAAAUUGCUGGCUCUGUUGGGCAAAAUGCUGCAGAAAUUGGCAAACGCGGGACAGUUUGGGGACAAUGAGCCAUACAUGGUGGAGAUGAACAAGCGCAUAGGUGUGGAAUAUAGGCAAAUGUUCAGUGACUUCAUGGACCAGGUGUCUCUGCCACUGACUGCUGAAGAGAUAGAGAAGGGGCACUUCUACACCUUUGAGAUGGACAAGGCUCGUAUCCUGUGUCGUCUGCAUCGGUUUAUGUCCAACGUCUACCUGGAUGGCCACACGGAGCAUGUGAUUGUCAAACUGCUGCGAUCCGUCAAGAAGAGCGACAACGAGGAUACGAUUUCGCUUUCCAGUCAGGCCAGUCGAGAGUCAGUCAAGUCUACGCAACCACUACCCGACGUCAUCUCAGACAACGAACACCACAUCUCCAGUUCAGAGAAUCUCAGCACCACACAUCCAGAUAGCAAUUAUAGCAAUAGUAAUAAUAAUAUUAAUUAUAACAACAACAACAACAACAACUAUAGUAAGAACGCGGGUGGCUUCACCGUGCAUGUGUCUGGGCCUACACCGCAGUCCACCCCACAACCAUUGCGGACGGGUGACACGGACGACCCCGAGGCACAGGCAGGCGGUGGGGAGGACUGGCAGACACCCACGUGUGCACAGUGCGAAGCCGAGAAACACGCAGCACUCACGGUCAUGCGCUCAGUGGAGAGUGCCAGGGGGACUGCCUCUGUCGUGGACAGGGCCCCGCCAACCGCUGCAACAGACACGACUCUGCCAAUGCACGAAAGCGUGCUAGACCGGGUUGGCUUGUAUUCAGAGCGACAAAGGAGAAGUGUGGAUCUCCCGGUCGCCCGUCUGAGUAGUCCUAAUGUGGCAGAGCCAGUAGGCGAGAGUGUGGAGGCGAGCCCUUUAAACAGAACGCUAUCAGAGACGAGAGCAACGAAGACGUUGCCUGAGGGUGGCGACGGGGUUUGAUGCGUUCUGUCCACCAAGUAGCACCCCCAAAUGUCGUCACCGUGUGUACUUUGAAGAGUUACCUACGUGACGCGCAUACUUAGAAUAAAAGCACUGUGUGUAUAUACUGCC
Molecule: messenger RNA, 5217 nt
Organism: Sphaeroforma arctica JP610
Lineage: Eukaryota; Ichthyosporea; Ichthyophonida
Exons: 15
Coding region: 1-5106 (1701 amino acids)
Biological process (GO): regulation of GTPase activity
Source: RefSeq, a predicted model, not a curated record